AUGUCGAUCAAGUCGCACCCCAGACACCCGCCCGUCGUCAUGUCGACCAUCACCGAGCAGAUCGGCAACACCCCUCUCGUUCGCCUGAACAAGAUCCCCCAGUCGCUCGGUCUCAAGCCCACCAUCUACGCCAAGCUUGAGUUCUUCAAUGCUGGUGGCAGUGUCAAGGACCGCAUCGCUUUGCGCAUGAUCGAAGCCGCAGAGGCCUCUGGCCGCAUCCACCCUUCCAAGACCACCUUGAUCGAGCCUACUUCCGGAAACACUGGUAUUGGUCUUGCCCUUGUCGGUGCCGUCAAGGGCUACAAGGUCAUCAUCACUCUGCCCGAGAAGAUGUCACAAGAGAAGGUCGCCGUGCUCAAGGCUCUCGGUGCCGAGAUCAUCAGAACCCCUACCCAGGCUGCCUACGACAGCCCCGAGAGUCACAUUGGUGUCGCCAGAAGACUGGAGAAGGAGAUUCCCGGUGCCGUCAUUCUUGACCAGUACAUCAACCCCGACAACCCGAGGGCUCACGAGCUCGGCACAGCUGAGGAGAUUUGGGCACAAACCGACGGCAAGAUUACUGCUCUUGUUGCUGGCGCUGGUACUGGUGGCACCAUUACUGGUUUGGCAAGAGGAAUCAGAAAGCACAACAAGAACGUCAAGAUCAUCGCUGCCGAUCCUCACGGCAGUAUCCUUGCUCUGCCCGCUACUUUGAACGACGACUUCAAGGACAAGCCCUACAAGGUCGAGGGUAUUGGCUACGACUUCAUCCCUGACGUCCUGGAUCAACAAGGUGUCGACACAUGGUUCAAGACCGAUGACCGCACGAGUUUCGAGUAUUCGAGAAAGCUGAUUAGAGAGGAGGGUCUUUUGGUUGGAGGAAGCAGUGGCAGUGCCAUGGCUGCCUGUGUCAAGGCUUGCACUGAGCUCAACCUGACUGAAGAUGACGUUGUUGUCGUUGUCCUGCCCGACAGCAUUAGAAGCUACUUGAGCAAGAGCGAAGAUGGCAAGAGCAAGGAUGGCUAUGGUGAUGCCACCAUUCGUGAUCUGCGCUUGAAGCCUGUCACCAGUAUCUCAGCAGACUCGCCAUGUGGAGAUGCCAUUGAGACCAUGCGUGAGAAGGGUUUCGACCAGCUCCCAGUUUCGGCCGGUUCUGGCUCGCGUCUUGUCGGUCUCGUCACACUUGGAAACCUUCUGUCAUAUCUUUCCUCUGGCCGUGCAACUGGGCACUCUUGUGUCAGCGAUGUCAUGUUCGACUUCAGAAAGAUCAACGAGGUUGUUACAAGCACCCAAGACAUUAGCAUCAAGACUCCUGAGGAACGCAAGAAGGCUGCCACCAGCAGCGAGACUGAGAGCCAUCCCCAGCGCAGACAAUUUGUCGAGAUCACAAAGGACACCAAGUUGAGCGCACUGAGCCGCUUCUUCGAGUGGAAUAGCGCUGCCAUUGUCACCGAGAAGACAUCCGAGAAGGGUGGCUACAAGGCUGUGGCAGUUGUGACCAAGGUUGAUCUUUUGACCUGGUUGGUGAAGUCAUCAAAGAAGGAUGGAAGCAACUAG
Aureobasidium uvarum is the source of this 1536-nucleotide messenger RNA. NCBI's taxonomy places the organism in Eukaryota, Fungi, Ascomycota, Dothideomycetes, Dothideales, Saccotheciaceae. The record is from the annotation of a GenBank genome assembly.